Messenger RNA from Neolamprologus brichardi, 2786 nucleotides. Its product is annotated as protein NSUN7. NCBI's taxonomy places the organism in Eukaryota, Metazoa, Chordata, Actinopteri, Cichliformes, Cichlidae. Gene Ontology annotation, molecular function: methyltransferase activity. The record is from RefSeq and is a predicted model, not a curated record.
CAUGCUGUUGCCCUGGUGACGGAAGCAAGCUAACCCGAAGCUGCAUCGUAAAGUUGACGUUUAGAAAGUUUGUUUGUAAGUGGAGACUCUGCGGUGUAGCAUUUUUAUAAAUUACCCAUUCAAGGCUGCCGGGGGGCUAGCAGUAAAACCCGAGGAAACCCCUGUUACUGCUUGGUAAGGGGUCAGGGUUUGUGUGUAUGUGUGUGUGUAGCGGGGAGUUGGCAAUUAAAACUUGCUGAGCAGCUAGCAGCAGCGCCACUACCGUUAAGCUACCUGCGCAGGAAAAUACGGAGAAUCUCGGAUAACGGGAGGUCUUCUCACAAGGUGUGCAAGAGAAAACCUGACCUUAGAAGAUGGUGAAAAAAAAAAAUGCCACAGGGCGUCACAGGUGCCCUUUCACAGACAAGACACAAAAGUCUGUUUCUCACAUCGCAAGCAGCAAAGACCUGAUCCAGCUGGAUGAUGAAGCUGAAAGUGACACCUCUGCAGCUCCUCCACAGCCCCACAUAACCAUUCAAAGCUGGCAGGGCUUCCCAGACAGAGUUUACCUGCUGGCAUCAGUAAUCUAUCAGAAUAACCAUCUGGAAAAGCCCGCUGCACAACGGUUAGUGAGUUAUGGCAAAGAAAGAGGACUCCGGUUACCUGAAGUCAAAGAUGAGGAGAUGCAUCGUGCAGCUUAUGAGAUGGCCUUCAGCACACUAAAAUUGUGCAGAGAGCAAACGCUACCUGCAGAGAAACUUUGGAAGCAGCUGUUCUUUAAUCCUAACAUGAUAGACGGGCAAGUGUUCCUGUGUCUCCAUCUCAUGCAUAUCGAAAAGGAGAGCCUGCUGUUCACAGAUGGGAAUGAUCAAGAACUGCUGGAGGACAUGAUGAUUGACAGCUGCUGUUAUCUUACUCAACCAAUGCCAGACGAACAGAUGAGCCUUGUUGCCGUCAUGCUCUAUGACUUCCAGAACAGGAAGUUCCUCCCUCGGGAAUGCAAGGUGGACGAGAUCGUACAGGAAGUUAGACAUGUGGAGGACUACCUCCUCAGGUUUAAAACCAAACUGGCUGCCUCUCUGGCCCGCUGCAGGAUCAAACAUGAUCUCUUGUCCAUUGAGUGUAUCCUGCCAGAGAGUGUGAAGAAGAAGCAGCAGAGGUCGAGCAAACUUCCACUUUACGCAUGGGUCAACACGCUGAAGAGCAGUCUUGAUGAGAUCCAGGGCGUCCUGAAGAGCGCAGGUUUCUCUCAGGUCAAAUCGAUUGGGCAGUUGGAGGGCCAGAGCUUCUGCCAGGAUCCCCACUGUGGGGAUAUACUGGUCUUCCCUGCACAGCUGAAAGCUCAGCUGUACUCCACCAAGCUGCUCAGCGAUCACAAACUCAUCAUCCAGGAUAAGUCAUGCAGCUUGGGCCCAAAUGCUGUGUGCUCCCUGCUACACGAGGAAGGAGAUGUUCUCAUGGUGGGCUCCUUCUCCGGCCUCACUGUCUCCCACACUGCUGCCCUAAUUGCAGAAAAGUAUAAAGCCAACAGCAUCAAUUGGCCCAGCGUCUACGUUUGUGUCAACAACUGCACAGAUGCUCAAAGGGAGGAGCUGGAGCUCACUGUCUCUGCAAUGGGCUGCAACAAUGUGAGACUGAUACUGGAGGAAUUCCAAUCUUUGCACACCGGUGACAAGCGACUUCAAAGAGUGCGCGUUAUCCUGUUGACCCCGAAGUGUUCUGUGUCUGCAGUUAGCAACCCAGUUGAUUUCAUACUACAAGAAAAUGGAGACACAGACCUGCUGCAGGACCUGUCCCAAGGCUCCAUAGCCCAAAGCAAACUGGAAUCCCUGGUAGCACAGCAGAGGAAGGAUAUUGAUCAUGCCUUGAUGUUCCCCAAAGUUUUGGCAGUAGUGUACUCCACGUGCUCGUCAUACCCAGAGGAAAAUGCGGACGUGGUUAGAAAAGCAUUGGAGCAAGCCCAGGCCCGUGCAGACCAGGAGGGGGAACCAAAACAAGCAAAGUUCAGGCCAAGCCCUUCCCCUUUCAUGUCCUCUGAGUAUCCAAAGGCCAUGGAUGAAACAGACAGUUUCUUCAUGCUGGAGCCAACAGAGCACACCAAUGGUUCCUUUCUGGCUGUUCUUACCAGAGUGCCUGAGCCAGUAGUCAAAGAGGCGCCAGACGAGGUAAUCGCCAGGGCAAAUGCAAAAGGCAUACUGGACAAACUGGGCUCCAACCACCUUACUAGAAAAGAACACCACGAAAACGGCAGCAGGAUGAAAAAAGCAGCCAGUGUUCGCGCUUCCCAGUCCCAGCUCUCUGUCAGCAUUCAGCUCAAGCAUCAUCAGACCAAGAGGAGUGACAGCGCUGUGCUCUGUGGACAUCAGGAUUUUACUAACAUGAAGCAGUCUUCACAAGAAAAACCCAAAUCACUGCGCUUGCAAGCCACAAAGGGCACCACAUCAAGCUCGUUCUCUUACUCCAGACCAGAAUGCAACAGCUCCUCCUGUUCCUCCUCCAAACUAGAAAAAAGCAGCUUACACACUGCUCCUGUCACCACCACUCUGCGUUAUUCUUCUUCUUCUGCCGCUCCUGCGGUCCCAGCGGCCCGCUCACGUGGACCUCAAAAGGAGGUGCUGAAACCUGUGCUCUUCGUCCUGCCUCCCGUUCACUUCCCCAACUUUUUUCCACCCCAGCACAGCCGAUUCAGAUUCAGCCCCAGCCUCAGCUGCAAGUGGGCUGACACAAACACAAAGAAGAGCAUAAAGAAGAGCUAGCCUUUGUAUCAAACGUCUAAUGAAAUAAAGCUAGCAGUGCCUAAAAACCUG